Messenger RNA from Periconia digitata, 1035 nucleotides. Lineage: Eukaryota; Fungi; Ascomycota; Dothideomycetes; Pleosporales; Periconiaceae. The record is from the annotation of a GenBank genome assembly.
CAUCUCUACUUAUUCCCUACCCAUAGUUCACACACAGCCAUGAUUCCCACUUCAAUCCUUGGAUUGGUGCUGCUCUCAAGCUCCGCAUAUGCGCAUACAUACAUUUGGGGGGUUUUCGUGAACGGUGUGGAUCAGGGGACGUUCCGUGGAAUUCGCACACCCGCUUAUAAUGCCGGACCCCAUGCUGGAGGUUACUCGAACUCCCCCGUCAAGGACCUUGAGUCUAUCGACAUGAGAUGCAAUGUUUUGGGAGAUAUUCAAGCGCCAGACACGAUUAAAGUUCAACCGGGCGACAACUUGACCUUGGACUGGCAUCACGAUUAUAGAAAUGACACUGACGAAGUAAUCGCGAAUUCCCAUCACGGACCAUCUCUGAUAUACAUUUCCCCUGACCCACCGACGGAAAACAGCUUCGUGAAGCUUUGGCACGAAGGUCUCUAUGAGACCCUACCACACCCACAACCUGGCAAGUGGUCUACGACUUCAAACAUCGCGAAGAACUUCGGGCACAUGAAUGUUCGCGUUCCUCAAGAUCUCAAAGCUGGAUUUUAUCUCAUCCGUGCCGAAAUGAUCGGUCUUCAUGAAGGCGAUGCCUCGUUCUUGAAGAAUCCACGACGGGGCGCACAAUUCUAUCCUGACUGUGUCCAAAUCGAAGUCACUGGCGAAGGCAGCGUCGAGCUUCCCGAAGGCGUAUCUUUUCCCGGCGCUUAUGACUACAGCGAUCCAGGCAUCGUCUACGACGUUUAUUGCUCAACAGAAACCAAGACUCGUAGUACCGGCCCUUGUACCACCACAUAUGAGAUACCAGGACCCUCCGUGUGGUCCGGCGCGUGGGCUGAAACUACAGCUGUAUCUGUUAGCCCAGUUACGGACUCAAGCACUGCUUCCACAUGGUCUACAUGGAUUCAGAACUCUAUCGUCACUUCGGCAACAUAUACCGAUAGGAAGACGGUCACAGUCGUAGGUACCUCAACGUACACGGCUAGUUGGUCAUCGACGUAUCAGACGCCCGCUCCGGCCACGACGAGAUGGUGA